GUGUGUGUCUAUUGUAUUUCAUUUUUAAUAAUAAUAUAUCAGUGAUAUAUAUUAAUAAAUGAAGUGUCAGUGACACUUAAGAGGUUAUGUUUAGAAAUAUGUUGUUGUAAUUUUAAAUCAGUGCACCUUAAAUUUAUUUAAUAUGGAAAUUCUUGAACUAAAAGAUAUAAAAGCUGUUCCAGAUAUUAUUCAUAGUUAUCCAUAUAAAAUAAAGAAUGAGAGUAUACCAUUGGUUAUCGAUAAUGGUUCAUACAAUUGUAGAGUUGGUUGGGCUACUGAAAAAGAACCACAGUUAAUAUUUAAGAAUCUCAUAGCAAAACCAAGAAAGGAACGUGGCAAGAAAGAUGGAGAACCUCAAGUAGGAAACGACAUAGUUAACAUAGAAGCUGUAAGAUUUCAAUUGAAAACACAAUUCGACAGAAAUGUUGUUACUCAUUUUGAAGCUCAAGAACAAAUCUUUGAUUACACCUUUACCCAUAUGGGAAUUGAUACGGAAGGUUGUGUUAAUCAUCCAAUUAUCUUAACAGAAGCUUUUUUGAAUCCUAAUUAUUCACGAAAUUUAAUGGCUGAACUUUUAUUCGAAUGUUACAAUGUACCAUCAAUAGCUUAUGGUGUUGAUUGUCUACUUUCAUAUCAACAUAACAAUUGUCCAUCGGAUGGUUUAAUCGUUAGCAUUGGAUACCAUACAACCCAUAUAAUACCCGUAUUAGAUGGCAAAGCAGAUCCGGUUAAUGCUAGGAGAAUUAAUAUUGGUGGUUAUCAUAUUACAUCUUACAUGCACAGAUUACUUCAACUUAAAUAUCCUGUACAUGUUAAUGCAAUAACUCUUAGUCGUGCAGAAGAAUUGAUACAUGAACAUUCCAUGAUUGCAUUGAAUUAUCAAGAAGUUGUUUCCAAAUGGGCUGAUCCAGAUUACUACGAUGCCAAUGUGUUGAGGGUUCAAUUACCUUACAUUGCACCUUCUAGUACUCCUGGUUUAACCCUUGAACAACAGAAAGAAAGGAAAAGGGAAUUAGCUAGGAGAUUGAUGGAAAUCAAUGCAAGAAAAAGAGAAGAAAGAUUAGCUGAAGAUGAAGAAAAUUUGAAUCAAUUAUUAGCAAUACAAGAUCUUUUGGAAGAAGGCGAAACGGAUGAGUUUGAUCAAGCAUUGAAAACUUAUUCUUUGGCAAACGAAGCGGAUCUAAUUAAAAUGAUAAAUAAUUUACAAGCUAAGGUUGAAAGAACCAGACAAAAGAUUGUCGCUGCCAAUUCGCAAGAAGAGAACAUCGUUAUGGAAGAUCAAAAACCUAAAAUAAAAUCAAGUUUACAACCAAAGGAUCAACAAGACUUUGAAGAAUGGAUUUCUGGUGUUAGAAAGAGAAGACAAGAAAUAUUAGACAAACGUAUGGCAAAGAGACAACGUAGACAAGACAUGGCCAAACGUAGAACAGCAGCUGCACAGGAAAGAAUGCGUAUAAUUAGUCAAUUAGCAAGAAAAGACAAACGUGAUGACGAUUUUGGUAUGAGAGAUGAAGACUGGGAUGUAUAUAAAGUUAUUAAUAGGGAAGGUGGUGAUUCAGAUUCAGAAUUAGAACAAGAAAAAUUAAUAGAACUCGAGGACGUUCUUCGUCAUCAUGAUCCAGAAUUUGAUGGUGCUGGUUCUAGCGUUCCUUUAAUACCUGGAGAAACUCAUCAAUUACAUGUUGGAGUUGAACGAUUGAGAGCAGCCGAAUUACUUUUUCAACCUUCGAUGAUAGGUUCUAUAGAAGCUGGCCUAGCCGAGACUAUUGAAUUUGUCUUAAAAUUAUAUUCCCCUGUACAACAAAAACGAUUGGUAAGCAACGUUUUUCUCACCGGUGGAUCAACAGCAUUUCCAGGAUUACUUGAAAGACUUAAACGUGAACUCAAAGAAAUAAGACCAUUUGGUUCGAGUUUUCAAAUCAACGUAGCCAAAAACACUAGUUUAGAUUCUUGGUAUGGUGCUAGAGAUUUUGGUUUGAGUGGUAAUUUACCUGAAUAUCUUGUUACUUUUAAAGAGUAUACAGAAAAAGGUGGUGAAUAUUUGAAGGAACAUACUGCUAGUAACAUGUACACACGAUCACCUGAUCCUUUACCUAUAUUACAAGUUCCUGUAACAUGUGAACAAGUGAUCGUUGAAGAUGCUAUAAUCGAUGUUGAAAUUGAAUAAAGAACAUUGAAUUAUACAAGUCUUGAUACAAUACUAUUUAAGGAGAAAAUGGUGGAGGUAAAGUUGACAAAAUCAAACAGAACAAACUGAUAAGAAAUUUGUUAAUGAUAACUACUUUAUUACACAAGUGUUUUCUUUUUUUGUUUUUUUUUUCUUGUUUUGUUCGUUUAUUUUAUUACGAACAAACUACAUUGUAGUCUGUUUAUACUAAUUAUAAUAUACAUUUCUUUUACAUCGCACUUAUUUUCUUUUUUUCUUUUAGCAGUCAGAGACAUAAUUAUUUUGGAUAUUAUUUGUUCUUUUUUCCUUAUCUCUCUCUCUCUCUCUCUCUUUCUCUCUCUGAGAAUAGUCGAUAUCUGUGCAAUUAGAUAUACAUUUGGAUGGCCUAAAAAAUGUGAAAAUGAUCAUCAUCAUCAUCGUCAUCAUCAUCCCUCACCUUUUGCAAUUAAAUCAUUGAUUAACAGCGACCUCAUUCAUCAGUACACUUCAAUCGAGUUAAUGUCUUAGGACUUAUGCUAAAAUCACAAUAUCACAUAAUC
Messenger RNA from Polistes dominula (European paper wasp), 2706 nucleotides. It is a transcript of the gene Arp5, whose product is annotated as Actin-related protein 5. Lineage: Eukaryota; Metazoa; Arthropoda; Insecta; Hymenoptera; Vespidae. The record is from RefSeq and is a predicted model, not a curated record.